AUGUCGACAAGACAAAACAACAGCGCGGAGCUCGGCUUGGCCAACUCGGGGCGCGCAAGUCUGCGCUUGUUUCUGUGCCUUAUCGUCGUCGCCGUCGUCAACUUGAGCAGCUUCCAGGUCGGCUACAUCAUGGGCACGGGCUCGAUCGAGCAGCGUCAGCUCGCAUCGGGCAGCGGUACGGCGUCAGGCCAAAACACGGAGCUCUUUCCGGAGCCAGAGAUGUUGUCGCCCUUAAUUCCAACGGAAGAGUUCGAGUUCGACGAGGACUUUUCAACACCGUUAACGUCGCUUCCGACGACCGAAGUCGAAGCCACGGUCCAGCCAUCAACAGUGACGCCGGUCGCAACGACAGAUGAGCCGACGCCGACACCGACCACAGUGCUUCCGACACCUCAGCCCACCCCAAAGCCCACGCCCGAGCCCACCCCCGAGCCGAUUACCGAUGCCCCGACACCCGAGCCGACCACGGAGCCUCCCACGCUGCCGCCGACAACCGUGGCGCCGACACCAGAGCCGGUCACGGACGCCCCGACGCCGCCACCGACGACGUCGCCAACUCCCGUGCCUCUCGUCACCGACCAGCAUGGCAACGUGUACCCGACGGAUCCCAACGGCAAAAUUGACUGCGCCGUGCACAACAUGGGCCACUUGGUCGAAGCGUACGUCAACAAGACCGAGUGCUACCCCGUCUCGGAGCGCCGCGCCCGCGUCCGGAUGAUGCUGCUCGAGAUCACGCGCGCGCUGGAGCACCAUGGUAUUGAGUACUGGCUCGACAGCGGCACCCUUCUCGGUGCUGUGCGUGGCGGCGACAUCAUUCCCCACGACGUUGACGCCGACAUUGGUUUGACGCAAGCCUCGAUGAACGAGCUGCGGCACAAAAAUCUCUCGACGCUCUUGCCGCGCUACGAGCUUUUCCUGCGCGACAGUUCGCUGUACCGUGACGGCCCGUACUGGUACCUGCCAGGUCGGUUUGUGGACAAGCACACGGGGCUGUACACGGACGUCUUUGAGUUUUUGCCGUCGCAGCAGCCGGCGAACGCGAUGUUCUCAAGCACGAACGGCACAAUCGGCGCGCUGCUCAUGCCAUCAGUCAACGCAAUUGUCCACGGGACGGUCGAGAUGCUCGGACCCGUCCAGUCGGGCUGCUGGUACACGUGCAAGUACUGCCCCGAUACUUGGUACUUCAACAUCCCGCGCGAGUGGGUGUUUCCGCUCCAGCGAUGUACGAUUGCUGGCACAAGCAUGUGGUGCCCCGCCCAGCCCGACAAAUACCUCACGAUGCUCUACGACGAGACAUAUAUGAACUAA
Saprolegnia diclina VS20 is the source of this 1308-nucleotide messenger RNA. RefSeq lists its product as hypothetical. The record is from RefSeq and is a predicted model, not a curated record. Lineage: Eukaryota; Oomycota; Saprolegniomycetes; Saprolegniales; Saprolegniaceae. The transcript has a single exon. The coding region runs from base 1 to 1308 and encodes 435 amino acids.